This is a messenger RNA of Penicillium subrubescens, 180 nucleotides long. RefSeq lists its product as uncharacterized. The record is from RefSeq and is a predicted model, not a curated record. Lineage: Eukaryota; Fungi; Ascomycota; Eurotiomycetes; Eurotiales; Aspergillaceae. The transcript has a single exon. The coding region runs from base 1 to 180 and encodes 59 amino acids.
AUGUCAUCGCGAACCCGCGCGAUCGACUCUGAAACACUAAACGAGUGCUCUAUCGAAUUCUGCGCAGGCGGCUUAUUGGCCGGGGCGGCGUUGAUCACAGUGAUCGACAUCCCCGGAGUGGACAAGUGGAUGAACCUGUCGCUGAUUCGAGUAUCUCAGCAUGUGUUUGACGGUCCCUAG